UGGGGAGUGGGUAGUCAGGAUGGAAAAGGCUCGCCCAUGGACAUUUCACUAACUUGCCCUUUCCCAUCUAUGAGCAGAUCAAGUUUUGCCCUCGCCUUUGUAUGGUCCUCUACAUAGUGCUUGAGGUGCUUGUCAUGGUGGACAAUUGGGAGAUGGUAGAUAGCAAUCACCACGAGGCUUACUUAACUGCUACUUUUGAAUUCUUGCCAUGUGACUUCAUGGGCAUGAACACAAUUUUGUGGGCUCCCAAGUUAUUUUAUUCCCAACUGUUGCAACCAAUAUGCUCCAUCAGUGGUGUAAGACUAUCCAACUAGGUGGAGGAGAUUGAAAAACUGAACAAAGGUGAUUAUUUGGUGAGCAUUGUCUUUUGUUUGCAUAAACGGGCUGUGAGGUAGCUCUCCCAGUUGAGAUACCAGAGCUUAUGGUUUUCAAAGAAAAAAUAGAGGUUCUUAAAAAUCACUGAACCAAUUGAGUUUUAAUGACAAUCCAGCAGUUACAUAAAUAAUUUGGAAUGAAUAUCCAAUCUAAAUAAUUGAAUUUAAACUUCUGCCACAAAGGAAUUAGAAUUAAAAUCUGCUUCAUUAGCUCAGGCUUCUGGAUUACAAGCCAGUGACUAGCAUUCUUCCUGAACCAUGAUUUCCCUUCCAUUAAUGGUGAACAAAGCCCCAGAAUUAUCUCAUCUAUUUCCUGCACCUCUGCUCUCACUCCCUUCCAAGACAGAGCAGACCUUUCAGUUCUUUAUUUCCACCACACCAGCCUCUGCUUUCACAGGUGAUCUUUCGAAAUUUCUGUCAACUUCAAUAAGAUUUCACAAAGCAUACUCCUUGUCCCUCUACUUUCAGCAUGUCAUAGAAAUGCUCUCCCCGACUCCCACACUGGUCUAGAGACUUCCAUUCUGGUUCCAUCCUUCGGCUUAAAGCAGCAUCUGCAGUUUCUUCCUACAUAUUCCAUCCUGGAAGUCUCUUCCAGGAGAGACUUCUCUUUUUCAUCCUGACUAUCCACUCCCCAUCUUACAACACUUUCCUAUGCAAAAACAAGAGAUGCUUCACCGUCCUUUCAUCUCAUUUCCCACUAUCCAGGGAUCCAAGAAGGUGAUGCAGUGUUUCACUUGCACUUCUUUAAAUCUGGUUUACAGCAUUUGGUGUUCCCAACAUGGUCGUAAUUCAAUGAAGAAACUAAAGAUUUCUCUUCCAGAGAUUGCGUGAUCACUUUACUAAGAACCUUUUCUCACCCCUUGGAGUGACCCCAAGGUUCUGGGUGCCUCUCCUUUCUAUUUGCCAUUGUACUUCCACUAUGACCUUUCGGCCUGUGGCUCCUACACCGGUUAGAAAAAGAAGAACGCAAGGCUGAAGAACAACACCUCAUCUUCCCUCUGAGCACAUUGCUAUCUUCAUGACUUGACAUCAAAUUCAGGCAACCAGGAAAUGGAUAGCAGAUGCAAUAUCAUUUAACAAAAAAAAACAUUCAAUUGACCCCUAUUUUCUCCUCCACUAGACUCCAUGUUAAAUGAACCAUGCUCUGCAAUUUCUGUCACCCCAGAACAGGAUACAUUGGUUCACUGUUCCUUCUCAAUGAAUACUCACUUUAUCUCAUGACACCUUACUGAGCAGCACAACAUUUCCCUCAUACAUUCUGUGGCCACAAACACCCUCCAGGUCAAGCAAUGAUUUACUUAUGUCAUGGUAUACCGUGUCCAUUCAGUAUACCAUGUUGUGCUCAUAAUGCAUUAUGGAAGCAAACACAAGUUGAAUGAUUUAGCUGCCUGUCACAUUAAUACUCCAAUUUCACUUCCACUUCUGGCACUCCAAUGAAUGAAGCGCAGCACAAGCAUGAGGAAGAAUCACAUCUUCAGAAUAGGUGCAUUGCAAGCUUCUCAAUUCAACAUUUAAUUUAACAAAUUCAAAUAAUCAGCUAUUCCUGACUGCUAUCUCACAAUAUUAGGAUUCACCUUCUAUCCCCACUUCUUUCACACAUCUAGUAAUUUCAAAUCUUCUGCAAGUUACACUGCUCCAAACUUCCUUUUGUUAGUUAUUCAACUUUACUGCACCCCUUUUACUAGUUCCAUCACAACGUGUCAUUCAACCUCAUAUCCACCACCCUAUUGCUUUCCUUUCUUUUAGUUCUCUGCCUCCUACCCUUUUAUCUCCAAUUUAAUACUUUUGUUAUUUAACUGCCCCAAGCUCUGAUGAAAGCUCAGUGAACUAAAAUAUUUUUUUCUCCAUAAAUACUAACAGAUCUGGUGAAUAUUUCCAUUUUGUGUGACCACACUCAAUGUUGGUUGUUGUAAUACAAUGGUUAAUGAGAUUAGAUAUGAAAGUGGAAUGGCACAGCAGGCUUGAGGUAUGACCUACUCCUGCUCCUAUUUAUGUUCUUCUUAACUUGACGCAAUGACAUUUGUAGUUGAUGUUGCAGUCAAUUAAAAAAACACAUGGAAAACACAAGGAAAUUUGGGCCUGAACCACUAUUCCCUUCUUUACCAGACUCUCUUCAUCACACAUCAGCUGUGAGAUACAUCAUUUGAACAAAGCAGAUCAAGUUUGGCAUUUGGAUGGAAAGACAACACAUGCACUUUAGCACAACAAAAGUUGAAUCUCUUAAAAGUUGAUUAAAAAUGUGAACUGAAGUUACAAUUUGGCAUAGUGGUGGCACAAUUAAAGAUGCUGCAACUCCACUCCAGCAACAUAGAUUUGAUUCUGAUUUUGGCCCUCUUCUUCCCUUAACAGUGUGAGCUUCCCUGGGUACUCUGGUUUAUUUUUAUGUGCUAAAGACACACUAGUAGGUUAAGUGCUUCUAGUGUUUGUGGUGGCAAGAAAACUGGGAGUUGAAAGGCAUAUAGGAAAAGAUAGGAUACAUAGAUACAAGUGAGGGAAUGGUAAUCAUAGGAAAGGUUUGAGAGCUGGCAUAGGCUUGGUGGGCAAGUACGAAUUGGAGAAUGUUUUAAUGUAAACCAAGAAUCAUCAGCUUUCACCUUCUACUUGACCAUUUGGUUGUAAAUGGUCAAGAUCGGUCAUUUAAAACCAAGAUGACUCAUGCAGAUUGUGUCACGUAACAUCAUUAAGUACCAGCAAUCUGCCCCUUUACCCAGGAUUAGAUACAAGAGAACCUGAUCACCCUCAAAGAAAAUUGAACCCAAAUGCCAAUAUGUACUUGUACCAGAAGACAGCAAGUGUUAGACAUCUACUUUUCAAUUGUAUUUGCAUAUCUUAGAAGAUGUGAAAUCACAAACAUAUGGGUGUAAAGAUAAACUGCAAAAUAUUCUGUGUCUUAGACUUUUAAACAUAAUUACUCUAUAAUCAAUUACUACUUUUAACUUGAGCUCCAAGAUGCAAUUGCAAUCUCAAUGCAAAAUACAUUCAUAAAGUUAAUUGCUUACACUACCAUCUGUCAGUGCAGUUGGCAUUAAUGCUGCAAAUGCCAUCUUUCACAUUUCCUUUUAAUUUGGUAUUUUUUGCUCUAUCGUGAUGCAACCUUUGGUGUGUACUGCUCUGGGCUUUUGCUGCAGUGCAACAUCGCGAACACCAUAGCAAAUAACAUCACUUCUAACAAACUCUGCACCUGAAUUUUUUAGAAAUAUUUAUUGGUCCUUUAUUUCCAAAAUUACCUGACAGAAAUUCAUCUACAACCAUCUUGACUAUAAAUCCAAUAGUACAGGCGAGGUAUCAUAAUCAAUGAAAUCAACUAUUAAAUAAAAUACAACAAGCCCAAGAUCCAUUAUUACGGUUUAGUGCAUACUAUUGAUGACAAAAUUCUAACCACAGGUAAUUUUAUACCAUGCUCAAUGUUCAAUAAUUUGAGCACAGCAAGAUAAGUGCUGUUCACAAAGCAUUACAACUGAAAGUUUUCCAAAAUUGUAUUUAUUGCCAAUGUGAACAUUUCUUUUUGCUUUGGGAUGGCCUAUUCUGCUGUAUGAUUUUACCAAGUUGGAUGCAAAACAAAGCAUUUCACUGUACCUAGGUACAUGUAUCAAAGUAACAUUAAACUAAAUCAAAUUCAUGGACAUGCCUUCAUUUUCAAACAGAAUUAGCUGCAGCUCAUUUUACAACAUUGUCGACUGAGAGGUCUAUGUUGGAAACUUGCAGUGGUAUUCAUGGUUGGAAAUUGUGAAAGAUUCUGAUUAAUAUCAAGUACUUUACCAGAUGUGAAAUUAAUGACUCAGAAACUUCUAGAAUUUGAAUUUAAAUACUUAUAAAUUAGAGAUACUGAAGUUCCAUGAUGAGAACAUUCAGAGAUAUUGCCAAUUGUAUUCACCAUUAUUCAUACUUAUUUAUCUGGACACAAAGUUUGGUAAACCUGCUCUACUUGUCCAAUAUUUUUUCAAUUCUUAGAACAUGUCAAAGCACUUCAAAGGCAAUAAAUUGUCUCUGAAGCAUGCUCACUGCUGUAAUUUAAGAAAAGGAGACAGUUAAUUAAAAUACAUCAAGAUUUCAUGUACAACAAUAAGAUAAAUGACCAGAUAAUUGGCUGAAUGAUAAAGCUUUUUAACUCGACCAGAAUUAUCCUGCUCUUCCUUAAAUUUUUCACAACAUCCUUCUGGGGUAGCCAGGCUUUAGUUUAAUGCUUUUCUUUUCUUUUCCGCUUUAUUCAAAAGAAGGCAAUUCUAAAUGCAGCAUUUGCCAAGUAUGUUCAUGAAGUAACAGAUUAUGUUCAUAAGUGAAUGGAAGGUACCUUGAACCUACAAUAUACAAUAGGUGCAGGAGUAGGCCAUUCGGCCCUUCGAGCCAGCACCGCCAUUCAAUGUGAUCAUGGCUGAUCAACUCCAAUCAGUACCCCGUUCCUGCCUUCUCCCCAUAUCCCCUGACUCCGCUAUUUUUAAGAGCCCUAUCUAGCUCUCUCGUGAAAACAUCCAGAGAACCUGCCUCCACCGUCCUCUGAGGCAGAGAAUUCCACAAUGUUGAAAUCAAUAAGCAGGAAUGCUACUAGUCUAUUCACUGGGGAAUGAAAUUUCAGAAAAUAUUAAUUCAGAUGGUUUUUGGCCAUAUGUAACCAUAUCCGAAAUCGAUUAAAGGAUGAUUGGAAGUUAAAAUACAUGAUAUUCUGAGAACAAAACUCAUAGAUUCAUUAAUCCUGCUUUAUUAAGUUUCCAUGAAUGUCAUCCAACAGUAAGAGGACCAUAACAUAUUUAAUCCACCACCUUGCCUUUUUGGUAUUAAAUGCAGCAUCCUAUAAUUCAUUCCACGGUUUCAAAGAGAGCAGAUGAUUAAAAAGUGACCUUUGUUGAAAGUGAACUCGCAGACUUCAAGGUGGGGCAAGAUAAAGGUUUAGUUGCAUAGCUAUUUACUGUUCCUUCUUCAGUUACGAUCAGUUCUGUAGUUACUAGAGGGCAAUGUGUCUGCAGAAUUUUACAGCAGCAAUGCAGAAAUAGAAUAGAUGAUGAAGGGAAGAGUUUUAGCAGUUGUACGUUUGAAAAUAAAAGCAUUAAGCCACAAUACAAAAUUAGCUGGAAGCAUCUAAACAUGUUAAGGAUUACAUGAAAAUAAUACUCCAGUUUAGCAUACAUCCUCAAUACAGAUUUCAUUAGGUAAAAUCUUGUGGGGCCAUUUUAAAGCUGUUGUGCCUUAAUGUUUAAAAUUGAUGUCAUAUUAAAGGUUACAGACAGAGCUAUCACUCAUGAAAUGCAGUAAAAUUCCACGCAAAGCAAUUUCGAUUUCUUCAUUCUAGCAUCUUUAGGAAUGCUUUCAGAUCAGUAUUUUUGUUUUACAUAUAAACAGCACAGUGUAAUUUAAAAUAGGGACAACACCUUGCAGAAUAUAUCAAAAAUAUUAAAAUAUUCAACCAAGCAACUUGAACCUGAAAACAUUUUUAUGAUAGCUGUAUUACCUUUUUCAAAGGUAAGCUAAUUGUUUUAUUUUAAAAAUGAUUUGGUACAAGGCAAUUAAUGAAAUAAGAAUAGGUUAUAAUUCUCCUGUUAAGCACAGCUUUAGACAAAUUAUUUACAAUACUUUCCCGUUUUAUUUAUUAGUCAUUUUCGAUGCUUCAAUGUCUGUUCAUCCAAUUUGCAGACUGCAUGCAGCAUGAAGCUCAUCAUCAUGCUACUGAAAAGCCUGAAAACAUUGCACGUCACAAGCUUACGCCAGCCUGCCACCAAUCUGCAAGUCUGCGUUCUUGCAGCACCAGCACAGCAUUCCGUUCCAAAGAAGCUUUCAGUCAAUGUGUUCACACCGCUAGCUAGUCUCUGCACAAGUACUUCAUUACCAUCAACAAGUUAAGGACAGGACCACCAGCUGUGCAGCCGAAGGUUUGGGCUUCAAUUAAGCAAUUGAAUGGACAAGAGAAGGAAAUGUUUGUUUUCAUUCAUUCGCGAGAAAAAUUGCUAUAGUACUGAGCCAGUGGAAAUCAAAGCAGGGCAAGAGCAAAGCUUUGGGAGGAAACGCUACAGCUGAGAUAGGUGAAGAAUUACUAUGGCAUUUUUCUUUUUGCCUCCAACUGGAGUACUCGUCAUUGUCUUAUGUAAAAGCAAAUAGAAAUCCCUUUGUAUUGUGUCCUUUCAAAAGCUGCCUCUUCCACUGGAACUUCUUUCCAGCUCACUGCUCAAGUCGUCUUAACGGAAGGAUAGUUGAAUGCAGUCUCCAAUGUGCAGGAGAGAAUGGGUUUGCAUUCGAAGUGGCCAUUGGGGGGGCCAACAACGGUGGCAUUGUGUGUGAUGAGCAUGUUGUUGAAAAUGCUGCCUGCCUCAAGCGCAGCAUGUCCACAGAAAUGCAGAUGCGAAGAGCUGCUCUUUUACUGCGAUUCUCAAGGUUUUCAAGGAGUACCCGAUAACGUCUCCCAUGGGUCUAUUGGCUUGUCACUCAGGCACAAUAGUUUUUUUGAACUGCAAAACGAUCAGUUUACAAGCUUCAGCCAACUUGCAUGGCUCUAUUUAGAUCACAACCAGAUUUCUGUUAUUCAAGAGGACGCUUUCCAAGGACUGUAUAAACUCAAAGAAUUAAUCCUCAGUUACAAUAGAAUUGUGCGUCUGGCAAACAUCACGUUCAGCCAGCUGAUUAACUUGCAGAACCUGGACCUGUCAUUUAAUCAAAUUACAUCUCUACAACCAGAGCAAUUCCACAGCUUACGGAAGCUUCAGACUCUACAUCUACGUUCCAAUUCACUAAGGACCAUUCCCAUAAGGGUUUUCUGGGACUGCCGAAGCCUGGAGUUUUUGGAUAUAAGCAACAAUCGUUUACGAAGCCUGGCUCGUAAUGGCUUUGCAGGAUUAAUCAAACUCAAGGAGCUUCACCUAGAGCACAACCAGCUGACAAAGAUUAAUUUUGCUCAUUUCCCUCGGCUAAUCAGCCUCCAGACACUAUUUUUGCAGUGGAACAAAAUUAGUAUCUUGUUAUGUGGAAUGGAAUGGACCUGGGACACAUUGGAAAAACUUGAUGUGACAGGAAAUGAAAUUAGAACAAUUGACCCUUCAGUUUUCAUUACCAUGCCAAACCUCAAGAUACUUCUGAUGGAUUCAAACAAGCUAACCAGCCUGGAUGCUCAGAUUGUUAACUCGUGGAAAUCUCUAACUCACAUUGGUCUUUCUGGCAACAUGUGGGCUUGUAACAAAAGUAUUUGUGCUCUGGCAUCCUGGAUAAGCAAUUUCCAAGGCCGAUGGGAGAACUCGAUGGUCUGUGCUGGCCCGGAACACACACAAGGCGAGGACAUCUUAGAUGCCGUUCAUGGAUUUCAAAUCUGCAGCAAUCUUUCAGCAGCCACCACACAAAUAACCACUGGCUAUACAGAUCCCACACGGGAGCCAGAAACAACCGAGUAUGUAACAAAAUUAACAUCCUUAGACUCCACUACAGAGGAUAUUGAAAAUCCAACUAUAGAAACAACUGCAGAAGACUUCUUUGAGCCCGAUAAUACUCUCUUUACACACAGGAUAAUAACUGGAACAAUGGCUUUAUUGUUUUCUUUUUUCCUCAUUAUCCUUGUGGUGUACAUUUCACGGAAAUGCUGCCCGCCUACCCUGAGACGUAUAAGGCACUGCUCCAUGAUGCAACACCGAAGACAAAUUCGCCAUCAAGCUAGGCAGCCGAUGGCAGAUUUAUCUACACAAGUACCCUAUAAUGAAUAUGAGCCCACCCAUGAGGAAGGCGCACUGGUGAUCAUAAAUGGUUAUGGACAAUGUAAAUGUCAGCAGCUGCCUUAUAAAGAAUGUGAAGUAUAAAUUAAUGAGCUCAUGUAACCAACAUACACAGUUUAAGAAAUGGGAUAUCUGUGAGUAAAAUGCUUUCAACUUUUAACUACAGAACUGAACUUUAAUAUUUUUUAUUUCCAGAAUAAAGUUACCAAAAUUCUGGCAGUGGUUCUCUUUCUCCAAACUGUACUUAAUGCUUUAAAUGAAAUUAAGCUUAAAUAUUUCAGUCUGGAUUUAGAAGUGGCCGUUCUAGUUAUUUAUUUUUCUAACUGGUAUUUUACCCGAUUGUGGCAGAAAUUACAAAGAGUUUUCACACAGAUGGUUAUGGCAAGUUAAAAAACAUUUAAAACUUCUUAAGCCUCUUUAAGAUAGACAGGUGUUAACAAUUUUGUCUUCUUUCAUCGUUGUCAGCAAUCAACCUUCAAAAAAAUUAAUAAGACCUUUAAAUAAACCAGCUGGUAUAUGUUAAAAUAUCAGGCUCAAUUUGAUGUUGUGCCCAUACUGUUAUUCAAGGUGGAAAUUAAAUUAAUGGCAAGUUGUCUUGAUUUUGAGAUUUAAAAACAAGUUUUCUGAAAGAGGCGAUGCUUUUGCUGGUUUAACAAUUCAACAGUUUACAACUGAGGUAAUUUAAGACUGUUAAUAGAUGCUUUCAUAAAAUGUGUUUGCAAAAUACUCAAUUGUAUAAUUUUCCUCAGUCUUGAAUAAAAAGAUCUAAAAGCUUAAAUACCAAGAUGAAAGGAUCAUAGGAUAUCACAACUAAUAUCAACUUCAAACUUUCAAUAGAAAUCAAUUUUAUGUUUGUAUUAUUGCUCUCAUAUUUAUGUAAAACAUUUAUUUGCAGUUUGGUAAAUGUCUAUAGUGAUCCAUUAAACCACUGCAUUCAGCAAAGCUGCAACGAUUAGGUUGAAGGCAUAAACUGCAAUUGGGACAGUUAACAUAUCAGCAAGCAGUAAAAUAGAAUUGUAUUUCAGUCUGGAUUUAGAAGUGGCCGUUCUCGUUAUUUAUUUUUCCAACGUAUUUUACCCGAUUGUGACAGAAAUUACAAAUAGUUUUCACACAGAUGGUUAUGGCAAGUUAAAAAAAAAAAUUUAAACUUCUUAAGCCUCUUUAAGAUAGACAGGUGUUAACAAUUUUGUCUUCUUUCAUCGUUGUCAGCAAUCAACUUUCAAAAAAAUUAAUAAGACCUUUAAAUAAACCAGCUGGUAUAUGUUAAAAUAUCAGGCUCAAUUUGAUGUUGUGCCCAUACUGUUAUUCAAGGUGUAAAUUAGAAUUAAUGGCAAGUUGUCUUGAUUUUGAGAUUUAAAAACAAGUUUUCUGAAAGAGGCGAUGCUUUUGCUGGUUUAACAAUUAACAUGUUACAUAAAUAUCAUGCCCGAUAAACAUAUUUU
Molecule: messenger RNA, 9498 nt
Organism: Leucoraja erinaceus (little skate)
Lineage: Eukaryota; Metazoa; Chordata; Chondrichthyes; Rajiformes; Rajidae
Gene: lrrtm2
Product: leucine rich repeat transmembrane neuronal 2
Exons: 2
Coding region: 6584-8140 (518 amino acids)
Cellular component (GO): extracellular matrix
Molecular function (GO): protein binding
Source: RefSeq, a predicted model, not a curated record